Molecule: messenger RNA, 4862 nt
Organism: Vitrella brassicaformis
Lineage: Eukaryota; Vitrellaceae
Source: the annotation of a GenBank genome assembly
UGGCGCUCGCACCGCCCCAACGGGAAAAACUUGCAUGCGCUCCUCCGGCACGGCACGGCACGGCAGAUGCUGACAGAAACGGCUCACCUGUCUGUCUGUCUGUCUGUGUGUGUCUGUGUGUGUGUGUGUGCAUAUUUGUCCAAAUGCCUGUCUGCGGUGAAAUGAGUUGCGUCCAUCGUGUCUGGCUGCCAUUAGAACAAAAAGGGCCGCGUGUGGUCCGCGUGUUGUGUGUUUCUCUCUGAUGCAGUGCGCAAGUGAAUCUCUCAGCAGCCAAGUACCAGUAAUCCAGCCAGCCAGUCAGGUUCUCUCAAGUUGUCACCAGGUCACCCCCCCAACACGGCGGACACACAUGCAGGCCCCUCCCCGUGUGUGUGUGUGUGUGUGUGUAUGGUUGGGUGUGACGCACCGCACGAGCCCCCUGCAGCCCCCCCCCCUCCCGCCCCCAUGACAUGCAGCACCUACAGACCAGUCAGUGCUUACUGUGUACGGUAUGCAAUGGAGUGGGAUGGGAUGGAAUGCGAUCGAUGAAUGCGAUCAUGACCACCCCAUGCACCCAAUCAGCCACUGACUCAGCCAGGAGACGAUGGAGACGGAGAGAGGACAGCCAGCCAGUCGAGGUACCUUUACUUACACGCAGACACAAAAACCUACGUACCCACGUACCUACACGCCAUCAAUCAAUCCAUCAAUACAAACUGACACCUUACUUAUGUGUGGUCGGCCGACCGCAGUGAGUGCAAUUGAAUUGCUCCCUCCCUCCCUCCCUCUGUCUGUCUGUCUGUCUGUCUGUGUGUCUGCCGACCUGUCUGUCGCUUGCAAACACACACACCACACACGUACACCUGCCAGCCAGGCAUCCGUCGCAAAAAGUGGGCCGAAGAGAGACAGAGAGAGAGGGAGAGCAAAGGACCUAUCGUACAAGAGGAGCAUAAAACGGCAGGGCGGAGACUGACCUCGUCUGUCUGUCUGUCUGUUUGUCUGUCUGUCUGCAUGUCUGUAUGUGUGUAUGUGUGCAUGGAAAGGGGCGGGAGAGAGAGAGAGAGAGAGAUUAAACCCACUUGGCCGAUCCACAACACACACACACAUGAACAGGGAGGGAGAGAGAGAGAUCGGCCUCGCUCUGUGUGCCGCCGUGUGUCUGUGCAGCACCACACGACGGCCGGCCAUGCAGGUACCACAGGACAGACAGCCGAGGUACCUUGACAUACACACAUACCUACAGGCCAUCAUGAUCAAUCAAUCAAGACGACCUAUCUGUCAUCGAUCGUACAAAUAAUAUGGGCGAGGAGCCGUCUGCAAGGGCCACAGCGCCACAGCGCCACCCCCCCUGCCUGUCUGUCUGUCUGGUGGCUGACAUGGUGCGGGGGCACAUGCGUGUGUGUAACACCUCAGACACAUGAGGCCUGCCAGGCAGCCAGCCAGCCAUCGAGAUGACAAGACGGACAAAGAGGGCGACCACUGCAGCACAUCGGCCACUCUGUCAUGAUCCCACGGCAGCGCUCUCCCACACCACAUAAAAGCUUUGUGGCAGCAUCAAAUCAGCCACGCCGCCAACACGACAGAAAACGGCGGGAGAGAGAGAGAGAGAGAGAGUGUGAGAAAGAGAGAGGGCGCGAAGGACCUACCACACAAGUGAGGGAAAAACGGCAGGGCGGAGACAAACGUGCCACGCCUGCCUGUCUGUCUGUCUGUCUGUCUGUCACUAAGCCUACAAAACGCGCGAGCCGCCGAGGCAGAACCUUCCUCGCGCAGUCAGUGAGUCACCCAGCAAGAAGGUCAGCCGAUCGAUGCCACCCGCAGCCGACACACGCAGUCAUGUCAGGCAGCACACACACGCAUCACCGCUCCGCCGGCCCAUCCCUUUCCCACGGGUGUGUGGGUCGGUAAUGAGCCGAUGGACGCACGAAAGAAAGCACCUUCACCCGCAUACAUACAUCAACACACGUACGUACCUACGUACCUACACGCCAUCAAUCAAUCAAUACGAACGAACGAACAAACACCGUAGCUACGGACGGACGUACAAACAAACAAACAAAGGCAUUGCAUGUGGUCGGCCGACCGACCGCAGUGAGGGAGUGCAAUUGAAUGGCCACCUCCCUCCCUCCCUCUGUCGUCUGUCCCUCUGUCUUUGAGCCGACCUGUCCGUCGGUCGCUUGACAACACACACCACACACGUGCCGUGAACACGCCGCCAACACGACAAAACGGCGGGAGAAGGGGAGAGAGAGAGAGACUGAGGGACGUAUCAUAUAAGUGAGGGAAAAACGGCAGGGCGGGACUGACUUGCCACGUUUGUCUGUCUGUCUGCCUGCCUGCCUGGGUGGCGGCCCAUCCCUUGACCACAGGUGGGGCGCGUAUGUGUAUGUGUGUGUGUAUGUGUAUGUGUAUCUGGUGUGUUGUGUGUUGUGUGGUGUGGUGUGGGUCGGUCAGAGGCCGACGGGCGCCUCGGCAGCAGCGGACUCCUCGUCAGCAGCGGACUCGUCGGCAGCAGCGGACUCCUCGUCAGCAGCGGACUCGUCGGCAGCAGCGGACUCGUCGGCAGCAGCGGACGCCUGGGCAGCAGCGGACGCCUGGGCAGUAGCGGACUCGUCGGCAAUAGCGGACGCCUGGGCAGUAGCGGACUCGUCGGCAAUAGCGGACUCGUCGUCAGCAGCGGACUCCUCGUCAGCAGCGGACUCGUCGGCAGCAGCGGACUCGUCGGCAGCAGCGGACGCCUGGGCAGCAGCGGACGCCUGGGCAGUAGCGGACUCGUCGGCAAUAGCGGACGCCUGGGCAGUAGCGGACUCGUCGGCAAUAGCGGACUCGUCGGCAGCAGCGGACUCGUCGGCAGCAGCGGACGCCUGGGCAAUAGCGGACGCCUGGGCAGUAGCGGACUCGUCGGCAAUAGCGGACGCCUGGGCAGUAGCGGACGCCUGGGCAGUAGCGGACUCGUCGGCAGUAGCGGACGCCUCGGCAGCAGCGGACGCCUGGGCAGCAGCGGCCUUGGGUCGGCCCCCCACCGGGCCCUCCGGCUCCAGUAUGCUCUUCCGGGGCAGUCCGGGAGCGGACGGGUCGCCGAGCUCGGCGGUGACCCAGCGGAUGGUGGCCUUGGUGGGGUCGGCGAGGCUGCCGGCGUCGGUGAAGUACGUGGUGAAGUCGAAGUUGUACGACCAGCUGGCCUUCAAAGGUCGUGCUGUCGGCCGGAAUGGUCUCGGUCUCGUUGUUGUCCUUGGUGACGACGAUCGACGUCACGCCACUGAAGUCGUACGUCACCUUCUCGGCCUUGAUCCAGCUCAGCUCGUUGGCCAAGUGCGUCGCCGAGUGCUGAAAGGGACACAGGGCGGCGCAGGGGUUGAAGACGAUCUUCGAGCUGAACUCGCCUCCCUCGAACCUGCAGCGCGCACACACAAACAGAUGCACCCAUUCAUGUUCGUGCGGGUGUGUGUGCGUUCGUGUGCCAUCGCCUUCCCCCCCUUGCUCACCCAAUCUUGGCCAUGGGGACUCCGCCGCAGAUGACGGUCAGACCGAACUCAGCAUCGGGGUUGGUGUUGAGCUGCUGCAUGUCGAUGCAGUCGCUCUGCUGGCGGGUCUGCUCAGACUUGCCGAUGUCCGCGUCGCCCACGUCCAGCACGGAGAGAAAGAGGGAGUGCACGGUGGAAUUGUAGAGGCUGUGCUGGCGCUCUGCCACUGCCAGCCGUGUCGAGUCGCCGGAGAAGUCCGUGGGCCAGGGUAUGACCGUCCAAGGGGGAACACCGUCGUCCCAGCCCGGCACGCACACGGAAUCCCACUUGUGGAAGGGGAGGUGUGUGUUGACGGGCAGCUCCACCUCCUCCCCCUGGUUGUUGGUGUCCUCCAUCGUCCAGCUGGUCCGGCAGUUGGGGCGGACGAUCAUGUCGACAGUCGUCACCGCCGUCUCGCUGGGCGUAUGGACGGCGUGCUUGACCUGCACGUUGCGGAUCGUGCAGGGGCAGUCCCUCGAGUGGCAGAAGGCCGUGAGCGUGAAGCUGUCGGGCCACUCGGGCGUCGGCGACAGGGACCAGCUGGUGUGGAUCGUCGGGCGCUCGCCGCUGACCUCCCUCGGGAUGGGUAGGUCGUUGAUGUAGUCGGCGCAGCCGAUCGGGUCGGGGCGGCAGGUGAUCUUGGUGGCGUUCGGGACGACGAACUGAAUGCAGCUGAUCUUCUCGAUGGGCAGGUCGGUGCUCACACACGGCGGAUACUUGUUGGGGUCGCUGCCCGUGGUGUCGACCUGGAACUCGAUGAUGCCACCGCCCCGGCACAUGCGCCUCAGUCUGCACACAGAUGCAGACGUACAUAUGACAUACACACACAGACAGCACAACAGUGAGAGAGAGGGGUCUGUCUGGUGUCUUGCUUUCCUUUCCUUCUUUCCGUGUCGUGUCGCCCCGCCUCACCUUUUGUCGUCCUGCGGUAGGAAGACUCGGAUCAUCAUCUGAAGACGGCCCGUGCCCUCGCGACAGCCCUGACCGAAGAAGCCUUCCGGCACCAGCACCCACAGCCGGCCACCCAUCCAGCACCAGUCCCAGGGCUCGACCUCCCCGUCCGUGCCGAUCAGCGUGACGCCUCUCUCGAUGGGUUCGUUGGGGACGUGGUUCAUCCCCAGCCACACCGCCACGUCACGCUUCGGGCAGUCGCAUGCCGUCUGCAUCCGCACGAGCCCGCACAGAGGAGUGCUUGACGCCGCCGGCAAAUCGAGCUUCAAGGUGUACUUGGGCAUCCAAGUCAUGUCCUUCACGGCGACCUCGUAUCCUGGGUAUGCAAAGGGCCGAGGGUGGCCGUCGUCGUCGAGUUGGCGAGUCAUGGGCGCAGAUCUCAGCUGAUAUCCGGACCUCCGGGACCCCUCCCGGAAAGCAGAAGCGGAU